CUCUAGUCGCAGUUAACCGGGCGUGCGGUUGCCAGGAGAGACGCGCGUAUAGUGUAGCUGAACGGCAGAGCGGCACGGGCUCUCCCCCCCGCCAUUUCUUCUGUCUCGAGCCCUGGAAUGUCGAGUAGCAGCUCGAGCUCUUCCUCGCGGAAGGAGUUCGACGUGAAGCAGAUCCUCAGGAUCCGAUGGAGGUGGUUCGGUCACCCCGCGGUCCCUGCGCCUCACUCCCCGCCGCUAGGAGACUACUUCGCCGGGAGGGGAACGGGCAGCAGCCCCGGAGACGGACCCUCAGUUAGCGGCUGCAGCAACGCCAAUUCCACUUCCGUAAAUCCCGGCACGGAGAGUCAUAUCGGUCUGGUCGCCAGCGGCAGCGCCGGGUCUAAUCUGUGUUACGGCGGCAACAACAGCAGAAAGUUUAUAGAUCCGAAAGGGAGUCGGAGCGGUCCGGGAGGAGCCGGGGCAGCAGGAGGAGCGACGGGGAGCUCUUGUCCACGUUCCCUCAGCCAGCCGGAGUGCCGGAGCUCCGCGGCGCUGUCGUGGGUCGCCCCGCCAUCUCACCCUCACUCUCGCCCGGUAACGAGCAUGGAGCCCCCCGCAGAGGGCUCGGUGCCCCAGCUGAUACCAGAGCACGCUGCUCCUCCCGGGUCUGAGGAGGCGGCGGCGGCGGCGGCGGGCACUGAGGAGAGCAACAACCACCUGGACACCGACUCCAGCUCGUGCAGGACGUCCAACAGCAGCGCCACACUGUCCUCCUGCGUUUCACUGGAGCCAUGUGCUUGUCCUGAGGAGUGUGUGUUCACUGCUUUGUCCCAUGCCGAUGUCACCUUCCGUAAGAUGGAGGGCUACCUGAGGACCCGGCAGCUGUGUGAUGUGACCCUGGUGGCCGGAGACCGGAGGAUACCUGCACACAGACUGGUACUAUCGUCCGUGUCCGACUACUUUGCGGCCAUGUUCACCAGCGAUGUGCGGGAGGCCAAGCAGGAUGAGGUGAAGAUGGAGGGGGUGGACCCUGAUGCACUGUGGGUGCUGGUGCAGUAUGCAUACACAGGUCGUCUGGAGUUGAGGGAGGACACUAUUGAGUCACUGCUGUCAGCUUCCUGUCUGCUGCAGCUGUCCUCAGUAGUUCAGGCCUGCUGUUCCUUUCUCAUGAAGCAGCUCCACCCCUCCAACUGUCUGGGCAUCCGAUCCUACGCCGACGCACAGGGCUGUAAUGACCUGCAGAGGGCUGCUCACGCCUACACCAUGGAACAUUUUCUGGAAGUGGUCGGAGGCCAGGAGUUCCUGCUGCUCCCGGUGGAGGAGAUGGAGAGGCUCCUCACUUCUGAUGACAUCAAUGUUCCUGAUGAGGAAACCGUGGUGACCGCCUUGCUGACGUGGGUCCGCCAUGACGAGGCUGCCCGGCAACCCCACCUUCCCUCACUGCUGGCUCACGUCCGGCUGCCUCUCCUGCAGCCACAGUUCCUGGCAGACCUGGAGUCCAACCCUCUGCUCCGGGACAGUGUGGAGUGCCAGCGGCUGCUGAUGGAGGGGAUGAAGUACCACCUGUUGCCUCAGCGACGGCCCCUGCUGCAGAGUCCCCGCACCCGGCCCCGCAAAGCCACCGUAGGGGCCCUUUUCGCUGUGGGGGGCAUGGACGCUACGAAAGGUGCUACCAGCAUUGAGCAGUACUGUCUGCGUCGGGACACGUGGAGGCAGGUCGCCACCAUGAGCGGUCGGAGACUGCAGUUUGGCGUAGCUGUUCUUGACGGCCGCCUCUAUGUGGUGGGGGGCCGAGACGGGCUCAAGACACUCAACACUGUGGAAUGUUACAACCCUCACAGCAAGACGUGGAGCGUCAUGCCGCCCAUGUCCACACACAGACACGGCUUGGGCGUAGCAGUCCUAGAGGGGCCCAUGUACGCAGUAGGAGGACAUGAUGGCUGGAGCUACCUCAGCACGGUGGAAAGGUGGGACCCCCAAGCUCGCCAGUGGAGCUUCAUUGCUAGCAUGGCUACGCCCAGGAGCACUGUGGGAGUGGCUGUACUGAAUGGGAAGCUGUAUGCAGUAGGAGGCCGUGAUGGCUCGUCCUGCCUGCGUUCAGUGGAGUGUUUCGACCCUCACACCAACAGGUGGAGCAGUUGCAGUCCCAUGGCUAAACGCCGCGGCGGGGUGGGCGUGGCCACGUGGAAUGGCUUCUUGUACGCCAUUGGAGGUCAUGAUGCUCCAGCCUCGUCACUGUCCUCUCGGCUAAGUGACUGUGUAGAGAGGUAUGACCCUCAGACAGAUGCGUGGACGGCGGUAGCUCCCAUGAGCAUCAGCAGAGAUGCGGUUGGUGUGUGUCUCCUUGGCGACCGUCUCUAUGCAGUGGGCGGUUAUGACGGCCAGGUGUACCUCAACACUGUAGAGGCUUAUGACCCUCAGACGAAUGAGUGGACACAGGUCGCACCUCUGUGUCUGGGCAGGGCGGGCGCGUGUGUGGUGGCCGUCAAACUAUGAAGACACUAAUUGCAACACUCGGUAGCGUACCUGACAUGGCGUGGAGGCCCGCUGCACAGUCACCUCUGACACGGUCGCCAUGGUUACUGUCCGAUGAGGUCGUUUCCCCUAGAAACACUUGAAAACACUUUUUUACUCAGUCAGAAAAGUCACAUUUUACUCUCUGUAAAAACGAACCACGGACUGAAAAGACUUAAGUUCAGGUGAGCGUUAAGUUUCUCAUACGGUUUAGAUGUGAUUCUGCCAGAAAUUAAGAGCGACUGAGUUUCAUGAGGAGGAAUCUGCAGUGUUUACCUGAGCAUGAAAGAACAGCUGUCUGGCAAGUCUUUUGCCUGUUAUUGUUUCGCUAGACGAGGUGUGACACACACACACACACAUACACACACACACACGGGUGCUUUCAGCUUCUAUUUUUGCUGACAGACGAGUGAGAGAAAGAGAGAGAGAGAGGGUGUCAAGGCUGUUGAGAUGCCUCAUCAUUUUACCCUCUCCCUUUUCCUAACAAUUUCAGAUAGCCUGCAUUGAUGCUAUUUUAAUAUAUUCACUAUUAUUUUAUGCUGCAGCUGAUAAGUGUGUCUUCUCUCUUCUGCUGUCGUCCUCCCUGACAGAAGAAAGGGAGACUUUUGACAUAAUCAGCGCAGCCUUGAGAACACUCACAACAAAUUGUAAGCUUCCUCAUUCAUCUGUUCACUCAGAAGCAUGUCAUUUCACAUUUAAAGCGUGCAUAGGAUACUGUGAUAUCACCCAGUUUACAUUUUUUGCUGUGUUUUUGUUUUUCUUCACAAUCUCCAGCAAGCAAGAAAGCCACCAUCUGUAAAAUGGAUAGAUGCUCCGUUUGCUUGUCUUUUCCUUUUUAACUUAGACAUUUUGGGAGACUCACAUAUUCCAAUCAAGCACUACUUUUGGGAGUUUACAGCCUCUGUAAUAAUUACAAUAAUACUGUGGUACAUUUUAUUGUUCCCAACAGGGAAAUUAUCUUUUCACUCUCCCUCAGAGCUCAGGGUCAGCUAUUAACAGGCUUGGAUUUAUACAGAGCUCAGUUUUCUUUUGUGCCAGCUUCCUUCUUUCUCUCUACUCUGGACCUAUCUCCAGUGUGUGAGAGUGUGUGUGUCGUGUGUGCACAUUUAUGUGUGUGUGUGUGUGUGUGUGUGUGUGUGUGUGUGUGUGUGCGUGUGCGUGUGUGUGUGAGUGAGAGAGUGUGCAGGGAUUGCGAGGAGUAUAUUUUUAUCUCAAAUGAGAAUCUUUUCCCCUUCCUCUCUCCACAUCUUCAAUUCCCUGCUGCUUUCUCUUCAUCCCCAUUUUCCCAUUUCACCCUCCACCCCCACCCCCCGUCUCUCUCUCUCUCUUACACACACACACACACAGACACACACACUCCAGUGCUCACACACACCAGUGCUUAGACACACACACCAUUACUUUAUAGAGCAAAAUUGGAUACGAGGACAAAAUGAGGAACAGAUCAUAUGAUGAGAUCAUGAAUUUAAUAACACAGUUCAGCCGGUGCCAACAUUUUGUUUGAUGUUGAGUUCAAAGGCCUUAAUGCAUUAUUAGAAUUUGAUGCGAAUGUGGACAGAGGAUCAAAGUUGAGGGGAAAAUGAAGUCCACUGCUAUCUGUGAAAUCACCUCAUGCAGACAUGCACGUGGGCUCGUCUGAGCCGAGUGCGCUCAGACACCACGAAACCUAAAACACAGCAAGAGGCAGGCUGCAGGAUCGAUACUGACACAUGACACACCCCUGUUAUGUUGCCUGCUUAACUGCGUGUUUCCCUCUUGCUUGUUUGGGUCUGCUCUCCUCGUCUGUGGGACUGUGUGUGUGUGUGUGUGUGUGUGUGUGUGUGUGUGUCUGUAUGUAUGUGUGUCUGUGUCUGUGUCUGUGUCUGUAUGUGUGUGUGUCUGUGUGUGUGUGUGUGUGUGUGUGUGUGUGUCUCUGGUGUACAAGAAGCAAACUCUCUGACAGUGAGAGGCAUGGCAGGCAUCCUGCCUCUACUGACAGAUCUAGAGCUAACAGAGCCCCCAGGAUGCACUUCACAAAUGUGCACUUCACACACGCACACACACACACACACACACACACACACACUUGGACAAAUACACACACACGCAUAUACUUCUGCACAAACACCCACACACACUUGGACAAAACACACACUUUAACACACAGCUGAAAGCCAAGUGCCCCAGGAGGCAGUGAAGAUUGAAAAGCCUCCCAAAUUUGUCGGUCGGACAUCUGAAAAGCAAAAACAAGCAGGCCAGUGAUUCCCCACCGCUGUGCUGUUUGUUUGAGGCUAAUGUGCCUCUGUUUUCUUCUCUUUCAAACCUGCCUGCUGUUGAAUUUUAAACUAAUUCUCUUUAGAUCAUAGCAAAAGAAGUGUGUCGCCUCCGCUGUGUCAACGCGUUCAGAGAAUUAGAUUUGGGUCAGAGGUAAAAAAACAACAACAAUAACAACAAAACCACAAAAAACAGGCAGCCUUUCCAUAUGAAACAGUAUAUUCAGUGUAUAUUGUGUGAAUAAAUAACCAUGAAAUAUGUAUGUAGUCUUAUUGCAUUAUACUGUAUAUUAUACAAUGCACAUCAAAUAUACCAUGUGUUAUUGUGUGUUGUUGCUUUUUUUGUAUCAUGAGCUAAGACGAAGAUGAGGAGUGAAGAAAUAACCCGGGAUGCCCUCGGUUAUUCUUCAUGCUACUCAUCUCCUCUUUUUGUACCUGCAGUGUUACACCUCCUCUUUACAUUAGAGCAGAUGUUAUGUAUGUAUAUGCUGCUGUAAUAUACUAUUACUGGCCUUUUUUACAUUAAAGU
Molecule: messenger RNA, 5274 nt
Organism: Myripristis murdjan (pinecone soldierfish)
Lineage: Eukaryota; Metazoa; Chordata; Actinopteri; Holocentriformes; Holocentridae
Gene: klhl5
Product: kelch-like family member 5
Exons: 13
Coding region: 118-2475 (785 amino acids)
Molecular function (GO): protein binding
Source: RefSeq, a predicted model, not a curated record